AACCCGGAAGUGCGGCGCGCGGCGCGGCUGCCGGGGCGACCGUUAGACGGGGCGGCCUUAGACCGGCGCGGCCGCGGAGGGACUAGGAAGCCCUGCAGCCGCGGCGUCCGAGCUUCGGCUGUGGCCAUGGCGGACAAAGGCUCGAGGCAGGAGAGGCAGCCCCGGCAGCACAGUGAGCCCGGGUCCUCGGCGGAAAAGCCGCGGCCACCAAAAGUUCUGGUGCCGCAGGCCAACAUUGUGCCUGGAGGGCUCACGGAGGCAGAGGUGGCAAAGCUGAGGGCUCGUGAGGAGGGCGAGGAGGUGGUGGGCGACAUCAUGGAGGAGCUGGUGGAACGAGUGAUGGAUGCCGCCUACAAAUCCUACCUGGAACGGCAGUGUAUUCCAUACACAGUAGACUGGGCACGGGAGACCAUGCUACAGAUGGUCCAGUUGCGGUUCAUGCCCCGAGAUGAGGGAGAACCCAACCUGGCGGAGGACCCCACGUGGGCCGAGGACGAGGAACCCACACCUUGCCCGAUUGACACCUGGGCUCGGGGAGCCGUGCCCGUGCAGUGCGCGCCCUCCUUGGUAGCACGGAAGAAGAGCCAAGGCAGAGGCCUGGACCCCAAGGAUCAGGAGAGCCAGGAUCUUCAGAAGGGGCCUCACCCCGUGCCUGGAGUUCUCAAGGCCAUGUCCCAGGUGGUGAGGAAGCCCACGUUGCUGCCGAAAGUGCUGAAGAUGGCUCCUGGUGCGAGCACAUGGAACCCAGCCACCCAGGAGCUGCUUAGCCAUGCUGAACCUCAACAGGAAGACAAAGAGGGCAGCACCUCUCGUCCCAUCCACACGGGUGCCCCAGAACCCCAAGUGACGGUGGCACAGCCAACAAAAAACUCAGGUCCCCAAAUAUCAUCACUCCCCUCCAAGCACCUGCCCCAUCCUGGGCCCUGAACCUCAGGCAGUGGGAAUCCUGCCUACCUUCUGUCUGCCUGCCAGAAAUAAACACCUGCGUUGCUUUAACAA
This is a messenger RNA of Camelus dromedarius (Arabian camel), 999 nucleotides long. RefSeq lists its product as uncharacterized. The transcript is spliced from 4 exons. The record is from RefSeq and is a predicted model, not a curated record. The coding region runs from base 127 to 927 and encodes 266 amino acids. Lineage: Eukaryota; Metazoa; Chordata; Mammalia; Artiodactyla; Camelidae.